AUGGCGAUCAAGCACAACAACCAAAUCCAGAAGAACCACUUCCGCAAGGACUGGCAGAAGCGUGUGCGCGUGCACUUCGACCAGCCCGGCCGUAAGCACCGUCGUCGUGAGAACCGUAUCGCCAAGGCUGCUGCCGUCGCUCCCCGUCCGGUGGACAAGCUGCGUCCCGUUGUGCGAUGCCCUACCGUCAAGUACAACCGCCGUGUCCGUGCCGGCCGUGGUUUCACCCUGGCUGAGCUCAAGGAGGCCGGUAUCCCCAAGAAGCUUGCGAACACCGUCGGUAUCGCUGUCGACCACCGCCGCACCAACUACUCGAAGGAGUCCCUGGUCGCCAACGUUGCCCGUCUGCAGGACUACAAGGCCCGCCUGAUCCUCUUCCCCGCAAGAGCGCGUGAGGGUGUCGCCACCCGUGUCGAGGCUGCUUUCCCUAUCACCAACCCCGCUGAGGAGCACGCCAUUUCCGAGAUCAAGCGCAGCGAUCUCCCCAAGGGUGAGGAGGCUGCUUACCGCCGCCUGCGUGACGCCCGCGCUGAGGCCCGUCACCGCGGCAAGCGUGAGAAGCGCGCCAAGGCCAAGGCUGAGGAGGAGGCCAACGCUAAGAAAUAA
Messenger RNA from Penicillium chermesinum, 606 nucleotides. RefSeq names its product 60S ribosomal protein eL13. Gene Ontology annotation, molecular function: structural constituent of ribosome; RNA binding. Gene Ontology annotation, cellular component: cytosolic large ribosomal subunit; ribosome. Gene Ontology annotation, biological process: translation. The record is from RefSeq and is a predicted model, not a curated record. Lineage: Eukaryota; Fungi; Ascomycota; Eurotiomycetes; Eurotiales; Aspergillaceae. The coding region runs from base 1 to 606 and encodes 201 amino acids. The transcript is spliced from 6 exons.